CCAGCGUUAAUUAAUGGCAUCACUGUAAAAUUUAACCAAAAAGUAAUAGAAGAGUGUCCAUCACCGCAACUACCGGUAACUGUUCUAACUUCAGAAUUUCAAGUUUUUAGAAACUUAAAUUUAGUAAAAUUUCAGAACUAAAGCUUCUUUGAUGCCAACUUAAUAUUUAAAUACCAGCAAUCUUAAAAAAAGAAGUGUAAAAAUAACGUGAUAAGAAUGUUUCUCUUUUCUUGAUGGAUAUUUAUUUAACUCCGCCUUAGCUGCAUGUUCCUUACUUCCUUUGAAACCUUUUGCAACCAACAAACACACACACACACACUCUUAGAUCAACUUUCCUCGUCCCUUGUUUUCCACUCCACAGUGGUACCAACCAAAUGGCAGCUAAACCAACUGAUGAAGCUCAUCAAGGAGAAACCCUCAAGUACCAGACGUGGGUUUUGAAAGUAUUGAUCCACUGUGAAGGUUGUAAAAAGAGAGUCAGGAAAAUUCUUCAGGGAAUUGAUGGGGUUUAUAGAACAGAGGUUGAUUCUCUGCAGCACAAGGUUACUGUCACUGGUAACGUGGACGCUGAGACUCUCAUCAAGAGGCUUUCAAGAUCAGGGAAACUAGUGGAGCUUUGGCCAGAAAAGCCUGUUGAAAAUAAGAAAGAUAAUAGUAAUAAUAAGAAGUCUGGAAAGUCCAACAAGGGUGGUGAUGUUAAUAAGGAGAAGGAAAACCAAAAGAAUAGUGAACAAGUUGCUGAUGAUGGUGGUGGUUCCAAUGAGGGUUGUAAAGACGAUGCUGGUGAAGAUUCUGACAAAGGGGGUCAUAGUGAUGAGUGUGAGGAGGGAGGUGGUGGUGGUGAAGGUGGCAAAAAGAAGAAAAAGAAGAAGAAGAAGAAGAACAAAGGGGAAAACGGUGGUUCUGGUACUGGUUCUAGUUCUGCUCCUAAUAAUAAUGGAGGGGGAGAAGAAAGUAGUAAAGUUGAUGCAAUUGUCCCUUCAAAUUUGGCAUCUUCCGUGGCUCACAAGGAUCUUAUAAGCCCUCCAAUUCAACAUGCAUACCCAUAUCCACAUCCACAUAUGUAUUAUUCGCCACCACCAGCAUAUGGAUUAAGCUAUAACACAGCAUAUCCUAUAUCAAGUGCUUCAUAUUAUGUUGGUGCCCCCAUCAUGCCCAUGCAUGCUUACACUACUGCAUACUCUAGAAUGCCACCUCCUCCUCCACCGUCUGAUCCGAUCAUGCACUAUGGCGAUGAUGAGGAAGAGUACUACGAAGGUGGUGGAUAUUGCUCCAUUAUGUGACAAACCAAACCACAAAGUGGAGGAUGAUGUACUAGCUAGCUAGUGUUUGUUAUUUAUUACUUAUUAUUAGUGCUAAUACUCAAGGGAAGUGGGGGUUUAAAUUUUGUAAUAUGCUGAACCAAACUUGAAAUGAACUAGUUGAAAAUGAUGGGGGACAAAAAAAAGAAAGAAAGAAAAAAGAGGGUAUGUGCAGGUAUGGAGGGUCUUCAAUGCUUUGUCUUUGUUUAGCAUGAUCUCUCUCUUUUUUUAUUUCACUUGUUAAGAGUACAGCUUUUGGAGUUUGCUAAAGAAAGGCCAAUAGCCUUGUAAUGCUCUGCAAUCUGUAGGUCCGAAAAUCUUCCUUUCCUUUCUCUAUCUUAUGUGUAAAGUAUCUUUUUGUGUACCA
Cajanus cajan (pigeon pea) is the source of this 1668-nucleotide messenger RNA. RefSeq lists its product as uncharacterized. The record is from RefSeq and is a predicted model, not a curated record. Gene Ontology annotation, molecular function: metal ion binding. NCBI's taxonomy places the organism in Eukaryota, Viridiplantae, Streptophyta, Magnoliopsida, Fabales, Fabaceae.